ACACGUGUACCGUCAAAUUAAAGCCAACCCCAACCCCAACCGAUCAAUAUUCCGACGCUCUGAAAACAAACAAGCCUUUGAGAGUCCAUCGGAUCGUAUAACAUCAGAAUAAGAAGAAUAAUAGUAAGAAAAUUAGGGCAAAGAAUUAGGGUUCAUCAUGGGAGGAGGAGGAGCAAUAUGGAGAAGUACAGCAAAAGUAGGAAUAGGUGCAAUCGGUAAUCAUUACAGAGGUUUACCAUCUUCACCUGUUCCGUUAGCUGACCGUGUUGUUAAUGCUCGUAAUUCAGCUAUACCUCCGUCAAAUCUUAAUCCUAAACUCAUUAAUCUUUCAUCACUUCAUAAUAAUAAUAAUAAGAACCCAUCUUCUUCGUAUUCUUAUGAAGUCAAUGAUUGGGAGUUUAUUAUAAAUGAGAGUAAUAAUGGCGAAAAAAUCAUUGUUGAUCUUAAUAAUAUGUGUGGUGCUGCUGCUGCUGUUGAUCAUUCAACAUAUUCUUGUACUACUACUGGUAGCGGUGAUUUCAUUUUUGGAUCUGUUCCAAGUCUUGAUGAAGCUAAUUCUGCCACUUCUGAUCUUAAAGAUGCCUUGGGAAAGAUAUAUUUCACUCCUGGUGAAAGAACAGUGGGGUUUCCGUCACAGCCAAAUCAAGCUUUCCAAGCUUUUGCUUUGUUGCAAGAUAGCCCUGAAGUCCAGAAUGUGGUUGCUGCGCUAGCAUCUGAUAAAAAUGUUUGGGAAGCUGUGAUGAAGAAUGAGGAGCUAAUGGAAUUUUACCGAAAAGCAAACAUGAAUGAAUAUGUUCCUGAUGUUGGGGUUGAAAGGAAACAUGAUGAUGGAGUAUCAUUUGGAAAUGCGACAAAUGGGCUGAUUAGUUUAAUUGAUAUGAUUAAAGAACAGGUGUUGGCUAUGGUUAGCAGUUUAACUGAGUUCUUUCAGCACAUUUUCAGGACUGCAGUAGAAGGAAUCAACAACACCGACUCUGCCAACAACUCUAUAUGGAAAUGCACUUCUGCUAAAGGUGCUCCAUUCAUCGCGCUGACAAUUGCUGCAAUAAUGGUGGUUAUGGUGAAGCGAGCUUAGAACAAGUGAAGAUUGUAGGAACGGAAAAACAAAGAUUCUCUAAAUUCCUAUACUAUGUGGACUUUUAACUUUACAUUUUUCCUGUUCUCGUUAUUAGGCUAUGGUGAUAGGAAAGGAGCAAUAUGCACGCAUGCUUUAAAGCAACUAUGACUAUGCUGUGUGUUGAUACUGGGAUGGACUAGUUUAUUUUUCUUAUUCUUCUAGGAUUUGGUAUCCAACUUCAUGUAUAUAUUAGAUGCCAAACUAUAGAUUAUCAUCAAAAUAAUCUUCUGAAUUAGUUAUUACAUUCUUAUAGUAUGAUCACAUUUCAUUUA
This is a messenger RNA of Papaver somniferum (opium poppy), 1389 nucleotides long. RefSeq lists its product as uncharacterized. The record is from RefSeq and is a predicted model, not a curated record. Bases 158 to 1075 code for a protein of 305 amino acids. Lineage: Eukaryota; Viridiplantae; Streptophyta; Magnoliopsida; Ranunculales; Papaveraceae. The transcript has 4 exons.